AUGCCGGGAGCCGUAGGAAGUACAUGGAAAAGGCUUCGUGAAAUCACCUACUUUUUCUGUGGAAUUGAGGAUAAAUGUGCGCACGUCGGAGUAUAUGCCAGUCGUCCAGCCAGGAUACGACAAGGAGGCACAAUGUGGGAAGCGAUGAACGAUAUGCGAAUAGGCGAUUUGAAUAUUUCUAAUGAUUAUGUACCUGCUGACUCACCCUCCGCGGGGUAUGACACGGGUGGGCCCACUUCGAUAGGUAAAAUCUUCAUGAUUAUAUAUGUCCUUGGAGCAAUCCGUAGUAGUGAUAACAAUAUGCGUGCUUUUCAUCAUUUACAGAUUCUCCACGAUGAGGAAGUGGAGAACCAGUUACACCAUCUCAUUCCACAGAUGGAAUCCUGGUUACUCGGUGCUAUUCCAUUCAGCGGUAACCAGACCGAGCUCGGCGUCGCAUUUCCCGUUGCUGAAAACGUCGAUGCUGCGUUGGCUCCCAUUCGAAAACUGAUAUAUAAAGGUGCAGCCGAGUAUGCACUUCUUCGCACCGGACGGACCACAAACACACCAAUGAACUUGUCCCACGCAGUUUAUACCGUCCUCCACGUCGACGGCAGACCGCAAAUCGGAGGCAUACCUCUGAAUCUCGCAAAGUCGAUUUGGAUCGAUCGGCCUGUUGUUGUUGAUGCCGGAUUUAUUUUCAUGGUUAGCAAGCCGGCCGAGAUCCUUGUUGGAAAAAGCAACACAACUUGAGGUUGUGCUCACCUUAUACUUAAAUCGUCCAUUGUUCUGGGUAAUUUGACAUUCCAGUUGUCACAUCUGGGUUCAAAAUGUCUUCUCCGGUCUCAGGCAUGUUGCUGAGUGGAAAUCGAUCGAUCAACGUUGGGGCAUGGUAUUGGACUAGGUUAUCUUAAUUCGCAGUUAGCGAACCCCAUGCUAUUCGAAAUUGAUGGCAUACCGGAAAAUAAAUUAUCCUGGGAAAGCAUUGCAUCUGAGUUAAAGCCAUCUAGCUGGCCAUCUGCUUUGAGUUCCUGUUAAUAAUAAUUCUGGAUUGCAUAGAAUCAUCUCUUACAGAUAGGACCAGUUCCAGAACUCAUAUCUGGAUUACCACAUGUUUCAUUUU
Molecule: messenger RNA, 1102 nt
Organism: Talaromyces stipitatus ATCC 10500
Lineage: Eukaryota; Fungi; Ascomycota; Eurotiomycetes; Eurotiales; Trichocomaceae
Exons: 3
Coding region: 1-732 (243 amino acids)
Source: RefSeq, a predicted model, not a curated record